This is a messenger RNA of Funneliformis mosseae, 218 nucleotides long. Lineage: Eukaryota; Fungi; Glomeromycota; Glomeromycetes; Glomerales; Glomeraceae. The record is from the annotation of a GenBank genome assembly.
GAUCAUUACAACAUGAAUAUAAAUUUAAUAUUGAUUAUAAUAAUAAUACUAUUUCUGAAAAUUAUGAAGAAUUUAUAUUUCUUAUAGAUGAUGAUACAUUUUAUUCAAUUUUUACUAAUUUUCAAAUUAAGGAAUUUCAUAAUAUUUGGAAUAAAGAUCCAUUACAUUAUGAAGAAAGUGAAGUAUCUGAAGAAUUUAAUGAUAAAUUAAUGAAAUAA